Molecule: messenger RNA, 2453 nt
Organism: Pyrgilauda ruficollis (rufous-necked snowfinch)
Lineage: Eukaryota; Metazoa; Chordata; Aves; Passeriformes; Passeridae
Gene: TESPA1
Product: thymocyte expressed, positive selection associated 1
Exons: 10
Coding region: 450-2171 (573 amino acids)
Molecular function (GO): signaling receptor binding
Source: RefSeq, a predicted model, not a curated record
CCUGGGGAUUCCAGAUCCUGGGAAUUCCAAUUGCUGGGAAUUCCAGAUCCUGGGGAUUCCAGCUCCUGGGGAAUCCAAUUCUUGGGCUUCCCAAAUCCUAGGAAUUCCUGCUCCUGGGGGAUCCAGCUCCAGGGAAUUGCAACUCCUGAGAAUUCCAGCUCCUGGGGUUCCAAACUCCUGGAGACUGCAGCUGCUGGAGAUCCCAGCUCGUGGAGAUCCCAGCUCCUGGAGAUUCCAGCUCCUUGGGGAUCCGUCAGAAUGGAUGAGGGGCCAGGGGUGGCACCUUGGUGGCUGUGAGCUGAUGAGUUUCCUCCCGCUCCGCUGACGACGGAUGGGGGCCGGGCGGGGCGCCGGAGGGGCAGGAGGCGGCUGCCCGCGGGACCCGGCCGGGCAGAGGGGAGAGCUGCCCACCCACCCCCGGAGCCGGGAGCCCCCCGGCCCCCCGGGCCAUGGAGGGACCCCCGGUGCUCGGCCCCUCCUCGUGGCAGCGGCGCCGCGCGUGGGCCCGGCAGAGCCGGGGAUGGAGCAGCCCCGAGGGCGAGCACGAGAAGGAGGAAGAGGAGGACGCGGAGGAAGAGGAGGAAGAGGAGCAGGCGGCCGCUGUUCCCUGGGAGCCGCCACAGCCGGACCGCGCUGUCCGGGGCGGUCAGGGCCAGCCCGGGGCGCGGGAGGGACCCCCGGGCCGGGUCCCCUCACGGCCCCUGUGUCCCCCAGGAGCGCUCUGCGGCAGCGUCCGGACCUGGCUGCGGGACUGCGGGGCUGCCGCGCUGGACGAGCCGGGAUCGUGGGGACCCUGCGCGCGUGGCAGCAGCGGGACGAGCCUCGAGGACGAGCUGAGCUCGGGAGCUGAAGCUCUGUUGCUCCCGGGGACCCCCCAGGCGGCGGGCAGGAGUCAGUGGGAGCGGCGGCCGAACCCUGGGGACAGCACGGCCUGCAGUGUCCCCUCCGGUGUCCCCUCCGGUGUCCCCUCCGGUGUCCCCAGCAGCCGCAGGUGGGGGCAGGGCGCUCGGGGGUCGCUGUCACGCCUCUGUCCCCCCGGCGGGACUGUCCCCUCGCGCAGCCUGCUCGCCGUGCUGGCCUGGUGCCAGUCGGACGCCGAGGAGAUCCUGCACAGCCUGGGCUUCGUGGGGAGCGAGCCGGGGGUCGCGUCCCGGGUCCCCCCCCGCUUCUUCUCGGGCCCGUCCCGCGCCAGCGGCAUCGACCUCGGGCUCUUCCUGCGGGCCCAAGCGCGGCGCCUGGCCACGGAGGAUCCCUGCCUGCUGCUGGCCAGUCGCUUCCAGCAGGUGCAGGCCCUGGCUGCCGCCGCCGACGCGUUCUUCUGCCUCUACUCCCACGUGUCGCGGACCCCCCUGCAGCGCAUCGCCCCCCCCCGGCCCUGUCGCGACAUCCCCGACAGCGCCGAGCGGCCCGGGGAGCGCCUGAAGCGCGCGGUGUCCUCGCUGUGCCUCUACACCGGGGCAGGCGACAACGGCGACAUCCCGCGGGGGGGGACCCGGGGCGAGACCCCCUGCCCCCGCAGCGCGCGGGACCCGGGGGGGCUCCGGGCGGGGCCGGGCGGUGCCCCCGAGGGCUCCCGGGGGGACAGCGACACGGCCACGGGGCAGUGGUGGCCGUCCCCGAGGCCACCCCCUGCGGGGACAGCGUGGGGACACCCCGAGCGCUCCUGUCCCCGCGGCCGGGGGGUCUGGGGGCGCGGGGGGGCUUCGUGCCCUGCCAGAGUAGCGCGGGGGGACACAGGGACACCCAGCAGGGUGGCGGCCAUCCCCGAGAGCCCCGCGGGGCUGCGACCCCCGGGCGACCCCGGCCUCGACCCUCGGUGCCACCCGGGGGCCACCACGAGGGCCGGGGGACACCUCGCCGGGCUGCGGGGGGGUCCCCAGGGGCUGCAGCCCCCCGGGAGUGUCCCCAAGCCCCCCGAGCCACGAGGAGCGGCGGAGUCCUUCGAGCUGGAGGAGGUGCUGAGCGAGGAGGAGGAGGAUAAUGACGAUGAUGAUGAUGAGGAGGAGGAUGAUGAUGAUGACGAUGAUGAUGAUGCCCCCGAGGAAGCCGCCCGCUCCCCCCGUCCCUUCAUCAGCACCCGCAGGAGCUCCCUGCUCCAGGGGCGCUCCCACAGCAGCGGCUUCGGGGAGGAGCCGCUCCCCCCCUCGGCGCCCCCGGCCCGGACUGCGUGACCCGAGGCCACCUCGGGAGGACGUGUGGCCUCGGCCGGCUGUCCCACGGACGUUUUGGACACGCGUGUGACACGUGUGCGUGUGUGUGUGUGUGGCACAGGAAAACCUCCGCGCUCGGGAUUUUGCCCCAUUUUUUUGUCCCUCCCUCGCCCCCCCAGCCCUGUGGCUCGGGGCCUGCAGAGGGGACGUGUCCCCAGCCUUUGGGGGCGUGUCCCCAGCCCUUGGGGACGUCACUUGCACUUUGGUGGGUUUCACUAGAGGGGGGUGGGGACAAAAUAAAGU